Messenger RNA from Uloborus diversus, 2337 nucleotides. Its product is annotated as nose resistant to fluoxetine protein 6-like. The transcript has 15 exons. Gene Ontology annotation, molecular function: acyltransferase activity, transferring groups other than amino-acyl groups. Lineage: Eukaryota; Metazoa; Arthropoda; Arachnida; Araneae; Uloboridae. The record is from RefSeq and is a predicted model, not a curated record. The coding region runs from base 1 to 2337 and encodes 778 amino acids.
AUGAAGAUAUUUUUAAUCUGCGCUUACUUGGUUUUGGUUUUCGAAUGCGCCCAUGGAGCUGUUGCUUCUGACGAUGAACUUUCGCCAGAGGAUGAGGAAGUGGUUAGACAGUGGAUGGAAAAUUUUGCGAAGAUGAAAAAUGCCGCUCGUUCUCUGGUCAAAGCAGCCAUGCCGUAUCUCAUGACGACUGUCUCGGCGGGGGAUCUCAAGAUGUCACCACAGUGCAAGAAAUCGUUGUUUCAGUUCAUUGGAGACCUUAGGAGUUUCAAACCAUGGGCUGUUCGUCUGGUAGAUUCUUCAGCGAAAAUGGUGACUGGAGUACUCACAGGAUCGGUGGCAUCUUUUGGGUCCUAUGAUCAGUGCCUGGACACCGUAUCGCCAAAUUCGCAAAUUCAAGGACAGUACUGUACCAUCGAAACCCGACCACCUCUUCCGAAGAAACCCAGAUUCUAUGCUCUGAAUCAGAGACUGAAAGCAUUCUCGAGAUUUGAAAACGACACAGGGAUGCUUGGUGUAAUGACAAAAAAUGCCCAACUCUUUUAUAUGUUCCCGUUCAGAAUUGGUAUUUGUGUUCCAUCAACAUGUUCUGUUUCGGAUGUUCUGAAUGUUUCCAAUUUUGUUGUGAAAAAAUUCUUUAAUGCUAGUCUCACUGUGCCACGAUGUGAAGUUAAAGAAGAGGUAGUAAUAAAAAGUAGCCAAAUCCCAAUACUGAUUGUGAUUGCCGUUCUUGCCGCAUUAGUUAUAGGUGGAACAGUUAUUGAUUAUCGGAGGCAAAACGAAUCAGAGCUCAAACUAUCGCAAAAGGACUUGAGUAUUGGGACAAAAAUUGCUGUGUCUUUCUCGGCAAUAUCUAACUGGAAAACCCUCAUGGAUGUAAAAACAGGAGCUGAUACUUUAAGUGUUCUGCAAGGCAUUCGAGUUUUUUCUAUGUUUUGGGUUAUUCUAGGACACACGUAUUUUCAUUUGAAUUUUAAAAUUCUCAGGAAUCUUCAGAUUACCAUUCAAUUAACAAGUCAGUUUAUUUUCAACUCAGUCACCAAUGCAUCUCUCGUGGUCGAUAACUUUUUCUUCCUGAGCGGAUUACUGGUUAUAUACGUUGGCAUGGAUAUGGAGAAAAAGCUGGGAAAAGUGCCGAAAGCUAUUUAUUUUGUGAUUCACAGGAUAUGGAGAUAUCAGCCAGUGCAAAUGUUUUUCGUCGGAAUAGCCACUUUACUUCCUUUAUUUGGCGACGGACCUGUUUGGAGAGAAAAUAUAGAUCCCAUCGUAGAAGGAUGCAGAAAUGAUUGGUGGGCCAAUCUAGUCCUCAUUAAUAAUGUUUAUAGGAGUGGACCUACAGGGUGUCUCUCUUAUUCUUGGUACCUCGCAGCAGAUUUCCAAAUCUAUGUGUUUUGUAUACCAAUAAUCAUUACUAUCAUGAAAAAGCCGCGAAUUGGUUUAUGGUUGAACGGAGUGGCUCUCCUGCUGUCCAUAUUAGCUGCUGGGAUUCAUAACUAUAUCAGAGAUUUCCCUCCUACUUUGCUGUUCACGCGGGCGGAUGCUGAGCAACGCACGCAAUUAAUGUUGGAAACGUACUACGCCCCUCACACUCAUCUUGGUCCAUUUUGUAUAGGGAUUUUUAUUGGAUAUUAUUUACAACGCGACAAACAGCCGUUGAAAAUUCACUGGAUUUCAAAUGUUGCUGCAUGGGUUUUAGCGUUCGUUUUUAUGUGUUCAGCUUUAUUUGGCGUCCAUCCUUGGAAUAGUGGGACUGGAGCUACAGGCGUUGUGCCUACAGUUCUUUAUGCUAGCCUGGCAAGGAUAGCAUGGACACUAAGUAUCGCCUGGAUGACUGUAGCGUGCACCAAAGGCUGUGGAGGCUUCCUGACUUCCGUUCUUCGCUGGAAAGCAUUGAUUCCUCUAAGUCGCUUAACUUUUCUGGUGUACAUGGUCCAUCCCUUCAUUCAGCACAUUCUAUAUUCAAAUCUUCGGGAAGGAAUUCAAGCUAAGAAUCAUUUAGCGGUAUUUCUAUGCAUCGGUUUCAUUACAGUAAGUUACGUCUUUGCUGCAAUUUUGUGCUUGUUAUUGGAAGCGCCAAUCAUCAACAUAGGGAAACUUAUUCUGGAAGUGAAAGAAUCCUUGAAGAAGAAAAAGAAACUGCAUUCCAGACCGAUCCUGAAAAAUGACGUGAAUGCUUUAGAUAUUGUAUGCAGCAACGGAGAUAAAUUUAAUUUGACCUCAAAUGGUCAUAAUGGAUUGGAGAAUCACUGCAAGGUGAAGGAAAAGGACAUUGAAUGUCAACUAGGCGAACUUAUUUCUUCAAACCACAAAGGUGAAGAGGAAUUUAUCUGUCAUCUUUGA